Colletotrichum tamarilloi is the source of this 351-nucleotide messenger RNA. RefSeq lists its product as uncharacterized. The coding region runs from base 1 to 351 and encodes 116 amino acids. Gene Ontology annotation, biological process: regulatory ncRNA-mediated heterochromatin formation; RITS complex assembly; regulation of transcription by RNA polymerase II. Lineage: Eukaryota; Fungi; Ascomycota; Sordariomycetes; Glomerellales; Glomerellaceae. The record is from RefSeq and is a predicted model, not a curated record. Gene Ontology annotation, cellular component: SAGA complex. The transcript is spliced from 2 exons.
AUGAACCCCGCUCGUUCAAGCGGAGUCUUGAUUGCAGGUGAUCAAGCACCACUCACCCCUCCAGUCCACGAACACGCGGGCUCCACUCCGACGCCUCAGACUUCCGAGAGGCGUCAGGCAACAGAAAUGGCUGAUGGCAAGGGCUCCCCACUUCUAGGUUCCAUUGACGUCGAACGCCAGUGCGGCGUCCCGCUGCCCGAGGGCCGUCGAUGUGGUGGCUCUCUGGCGUGUAAGAGGCAUUCUAUGAGCUCGAAACGCGCGGUGGCGGGGAGGUCUGCGCCGUAUGAUCAGUUGCUUGUUACUUUCACGGAAAGGAGGAGAGCUGAGAGGGCUUUGGAAGAGGCGGUUUGA